CGGCGAUUAUUCGAAUCCUCCCACACUACCCACACUUGGAUUUGUCCCUCCUCCUCCGCCCUAUGUCGAGCCUACUCCUGGGCCCCAUGUUCGUUUUGCAUCCCCGCCGCAAAUAAUCGCGUCACCGCCACAGUACUGGGCACCGCAGCACUUCUCGUCACCGCCGUAUACCACACCCGGGCGGUACAUCACGCCUGUGCCGCCUGUUGAACCCCCUCCACAAGUUCCCUCCGUCAACGAAACAUAUGCCACGUCUGAGCCCGAUAACGCGGAUAAGCCCGAACCGGAUCCUUUGCCAGCGUCGUCUUCCACGUCACCGCCACGUACCCCGCCACUGCAAAUCGUGGCAGGUCAGCUUGUCGGAUCCCCUCCUCAGCUCUCACCUCAGCUCCAGAAUGAGACGGCUGUGUCCGAGCUGCCGGUUCCUUCGGGGACGGAACCAGCUAGUGCGUCCGAUACGGAGCCGGGUGCCGAACCCCAGCCAGAGCUCAUGCCAAGUCAGCUUGUCGAGUCCCCUCCUCAGCUCUCACCUCAGCUCCAGGAUGAGGCAAUUGUAUCCGAUAUACCUGUCUCUUCGGGGACAGAACCACCUAUUGCGUCCGAUACGGAGCCGGGUGCCGAACCCCAGCCUGAGCUGAACCCCGAGGUAGACUCUGAGGUCACUGCUACGCCUGAACUCCCGAGUCACCCCGUUCAGAGCAAGCUAUCAACUCCAACCCGGAGGCGCCUGCAACUAACGGGAUUCAUAUCAACGGCGUGGCUGGGACACCCAACGGCGUACCUGGGACAUUUGUACAGACUCUCCCCAUACGAGUUGUCAACUCCAACCCAGAGGCGCCUGCAACUAACACGAUUCACAUCAACGGCGUGGCUGGGACACCCAACGGCGUACCUGGGACAUUUGUCCAGACUCUCCCCAUACGAGUUGUCAACUCCAACCCAGAGGCGCCUGCAACUAACGGGAUUCAUAUCAACGGCGUGGCUGGGACACCCAACGGCGUGCCUGGGACACCUGUCCAGUCUCUCCCCGUACCCGUUAUUCAGUCUAAUCCUGGGACGCCUCCUGGUACCAGAUUUGGAAUCAAUUUUUUUGCGACGGAUUACUCGGAUACUCCCUCUCCCGAUUCCCCCCGUUCUGAGGAAGCUGUCAACUCCAACCCGGAGGCGCCUGUACCUCGAACUAACGGCUUUCAUAUCAAUUUCUUUGCGGAGGACUAAAUGUUUUUGGACCGCACAUUACCCCCUGAGAUACCUCCAUGCUUGUGGGGUGUUUUCUUGCUGCGAAGUGACACGUUUUGAGAAUGUUAUAUCAAGUGUAGGGCGAGGUUCAUGCCCAGCGUACCAGAUGAGCGUAUUGAGUUAUCACGAAGACAGGGCUGGAUAUUGACGAUGGAACUUUGUGGAAAUAAACUUGUAUGAGGUCUCAAUUGCUUCUUUGUAAGCUGCAUCAUAAUAGCGAAUGCCUGCAUGGUAUUUUACAGUUUCCCUUGCUCCGCUGCAGAAUUAUUGUGAUGAAACAGCGCCGGAACAGCAGUAAGGGUAUCGCUUGCAGCGAUGAGGAUAACUCAAGUUGCCAAGCCAAGUUCAAGCAAUCAAGCAAAUAUAAGU
Messenger RNA from Neurospora crassa OR74A, 1608 nucleotides. RefSeq lists its product as hypothetical. The record is from RefSeq and is a predicted model, not a curated record. Lineage: Eukaryota; Fungi; Ascomycota; Sordariomycetes; Sordariales; Sordariaceae. The transcript has 6 exons. The coding region runs from base 491 to 1387 and encodes 298 amino acids.